Molecule: messenger RNA, 2431 nt
Organism: Xenia sp. Carnegie-2017
Lineage: Eukaryota; Metazoa; Cnidaria; Anthozoa; Malacalcyonacea; Xeniidae
Product: microprocessor complex subunit DGCR8-like
Exons: 11
Coding region: 52-1530 (492 amino acids)
Biological process (GO): primary miRNA processing
Cellular component (GO): microprocessor complex
Molecular function (GO): primary miRNA binding; identical protein binding; double-stranded RNA binding
Source: RefSeq, a predicted model, not a curated record
UCGACAGCAAGAUUGGUUUAGUUGAAACUUCACAGGAGAAAAUCUUCAUAAAUGAAACGAAAACAUGAUAGUGGCAAUGAUUUGAAUAAAGACUUCGGUGUGGAACGUGAUGAUGAAUUGCGAGAUUGUCUAUUGGAAAGCGAAGAAUUUGUAAAAGUCAUAGAAAAUGAGGGUGCAGAACCAAACCUAGCCCUACCACAAGACUGGUUAGCUUUGUAUCAUAAAAGUGGCGGAAUUGUUUAUCUCAAUCGCAAAACUCGAGUUUGUACUUGGAGCAGACCUUACCACAUUGGAACAGCUAGUGUUAGGAAACACAACGUACCGACAGCUGCUAUACCUUGCUUGCAUCAAAGCUUAGCAUUACAAAAAAAGCUCAAGAUCAACUCUGAUGUAAAUGAAGAUGCUAGUUGUGGUAAUUCAGAACAUCUCAAUUCAAAAAAUAAUCAUUGUAUAGUUAUGGAUGAUGAAGUAAAAGCAAAUUCAGCGGAGAUUGGGGAUGCCUUAAAAGAAGAUGGGCACAAUAACUUAAAGAAUCAUAAUAAUUGUAGUGACUAUUCAGGCUUGGAAAUGUUGAGUUUCCAAGAUAUAGAAGCAUAUCUUGCUCAUCUGUGGAAAUUUAAUAACAUUACCAAAAAUGAAGGAAGCAAGCCCUUGUUUUCAGAUGGAGUUGAAGAUACUGAAUGCAAAAACAAUGUUUUGAAUACAUUGAAAACCAUUCCAUAUCUUAUAGAAGGAACAAAUUCUUCAUCUAACAAUGAUGAAAACUUUGUGAUAAAUCCAGCAGGCAAGAGUGCCUUAUCUCUUCUUCAUGAAUAUUGCGUGAAAAAGCAGCAAGCAAAACCUGAAUUUGUGGUAGUGGAAAGUGGCAUUCCUAAAACUCCUUUCCAGGCUAAAGUUCUUGUUAAUGGACUUGAGUAUGGUAAGGGUAUGGCCAGCAGCAAAAAACAAGCAAAGCAUUUAGCAGCACAAAGAACAUUGGAGAUAUUUAUGCCUCAAAAAUUUGCCCAGCUUGUUAACUAUGAAGAUCGUCUAAAGGUUUUUGACAACAUUUCUAUUGAAGAUAACAAUGUGUAUGACUUGACUGAAAGGUUAGGAUUGUUGAGUCCUUAUCAAGUUCUGAGGGAGUGCAUUAAAAGAAAUCAAGGUGUAUUAAACGCUGAUAUAAAAUUUGAUUUACACUAUGAUAAAGAAGAGAAACAAUUACAAUAUACAAUGUUAUGUGGAAAACAUGAAGCUCGGGGAAAUUGCAAAAAUAAGAAACUUGGUCGAGAAUAUGCCUCUCAAACAAUUUUAAAGAAGCUUCAUCCAAAGUUAAGUUAUUGGGGCUCAGUUUUACGAAUUUAUGUGGAUGAACACAGUGUUAAGGAAUUAUCAAUGAAAUGUGAAAAACCCUCGUCCCCUGCAUCGUCCUGCACAAAUGAAGAACUUUUGAGAGACUUGAAACAUGAAAUGAAGAAAGUCUUGGAGAAGAGAACCAUAUCGUCGUCUACUGGUACUUUUACGCAGUUUAUGACCCACAUUGACAUAUAGUUUGUAACUGUCUUUAAAAUCAUUUUGCAAUCCUUUUUAUACAAUAAUAAUAGUUAGGUUUGAUUUAUUUAUGUUAUUUACAUAAUUUUUAAUAGCAGUUGUGUUUUUUUCAAAAAACUUAAAAUAAAUGAUAAUUCUUAUCGUUACAAUACUCCCGCGUAAACGUCUUUUGGUGGAUGGGAAGCACUCAUGACUCAUGUUUAAACUCGUCAACGUGGUCGUGAAACUCGUGAUCGUGAUGGAGAAGAAAUUACGGACAACGAGAAACAGUCGAAGAAUUAAAAACCGCCAGCAACCUUUAAAAGGGUGUGAUGAAAAAAUAAGAAAGCAAGGCACUCAGGAUAAUGCAUCGACUGUUUGUACUGAAUUGGCUUCAGUGAGUGAACAUGUUUCUAAAGUGGUAGAAAAGGACCAAGUGAAAAAGACAAAUCAAAUAAAAGAGAACGCUACAUUGGAGUCUCAGAGUUUGAAACGAAAAAGUAAGGAAAGUAGCGUGAACAGUGAUGCUGUGAACAAAAAGAUGAGAAAUUUAGAAAAGAAAUAUGCUCUAUGUGAAAUUUCCAUCAAAAUAGAAAGAUGCAAUUCCUGACAUGUGUACAAGCGACAUGCAGACGAACUGUGUAAAAAUUUAAGGAAAAAGUUUGUUGAUGUUAAAGUUGAAAUUAAUCCACAAAAACCACGAAGCAAAAGCUUCGAGGUGAUACUUUUACCAGAAAAUGAUGAUGAAAUUGUAAUAUGGAGUGGUUUAAAGAAAGGGCCACCAAGAAAACUCAAGUUUCCUGAUCAACAAAAGAUUGUUACUGAAAUUGAAAAAUAUGUUAGAGAUUUAUAACUAGUAAGUGCUAACAACUAUCUCAGUUUUGAUGAGUUUAUUAAGGGAGAUGUUUGAAUAUUUAUGAAA